Pyrus x bretschneideri (Chinese white pear) is the source of this 2008-nucleotide messenger RNA. RefSeq names its product proteoglycan 4-like. The record is from RefSeq and is a predicted model, not a curated record. The transcript has 3 exons. Lineage: Eukaryota; Viridiplantae; Streptophyta; Magnoliopsida; Rosales; Rosaceae. The coding region runs from base 1 to 1743 and encodes 580 amino acids.
AUGGUAAUUCGCUGUAGCAGCAGGAGCAAGAUUCUGGUGUUACUUGCCCAGGUGGAAAAUUUAUUUGGAAAGCUAGCUCCGUUCGCGUUACCUAAAUUCAUCUCGAAACUUCAAAGCCACCGUGGAAUCCCAGACGUUGGUAAGUUUCUCUCCCGAGAAAGCAUGAUUGAGCUGAAUGAAAAAAAUGUGAAGAUAUUUCAAACAGUAGCAACCCUUCUUAAACAUAACGUGAACUGUGCUCUUGAGACGGCAUCCCAGCAAAGUAUAUGUACUCAACAUGCCUGUCGGGGUCCUCCGAAAGACGAAAUGAGAGAUUCCAGAGCUGUUAGGGAAGGUAAACCUGCCUUCGGAAAUUGCCGAUUUCUCAUGAAUCGUAAGUUUGUAAGAGAAGUGAGCAUCCAUACCCAGAAAAGGUAUAAAAAAAUUCGACAGAAAUCCCAGAAAGUUUCCAAGAACCCGACCCACGUCCAGUGGCUAAAACCCAAAACCCUGCCCAGACUUCCACCUCAGCCCCUGUUGAGCGACCACCAUUUCGGCCUGCGGGGAAGCCCUGUGAAAGCCUCUCCUUCCCAAGCUCAGGCUCCAUUGAAGAUUGAACCUCCGCCACCAUCACCAUCUCGUUCUGCCACCGAGUCCCAAAAAUCUUCUAGUGCAACAACUCAAACUCGGGUUGAAGUUGAUUCCUCUCCAUCCUCACCAUCUCGUGCUGCCACUGAGUCCCAACAAACUUCUAGUGCAACAGCACAGACUGGGGUUGAAUCCUUUCGAUCCUCACCAUCUCACACAGCCUCUCAACUCCAAGGAGCAUCACAAGAAUCCCCUCACGCGCAAUUGCAGCCCCACACUCAAGAGAACUCUCCGCUUCCUUCCUUGUCUGCUGAAUCUCCAUCACCUGCCACUCAACCAGAACCAAAGGAACCAUAUGCAGAAAUCAGCACAUCCGAAACUAUUCCCAAAGCUCAGAAUAAGACUCCAACCGCAGAGCAAACUCAUGCAGCUUCCACAGAAGCUGUAGAAACAGUUGCUUCACCCGAGAAGGCAGAUCCUGAUACCGUUGGCGGAGAUCAAAAGCACCAUGCCGAAUCAGAGACGGAGUCGAAAGAGCAUGAAGAAAGGGAGAAAGUACUGCGAGCACUGAUAAAAGAAGAAAGGAAACGACACAAAAAGCAAGAAACUUUUGACAGAAACGAGACAUUAGGCAGCACCACCUCCAGUUCGAAACCAACCCAAACUCCAAAAGACAGAAGCACCUCAAGGGUGUCUAAUCAGAAGAUGGUUUCAUUGACCGCGGAACAAGCUCCCCUGCAUAAAGAAAUCAAGGAAGCUGCUUUGGAAAUGAAUAAGUUGGCCACUGAGGACCAAAUGCUUGAAAAACCAGUUAGCAUCGUAACCCUAUCUGGUGAAAACAGAGGAGCAACAAUGCACAAUAGCUCAGAACCAGAAAACGGAGAAGAAUUCAUGCCCAUACACCGCAGUUAUAAGACCAAUCCAGAUGACAGCCUGGAAGCUACUACUGAUGAAGAGGAAAGCAGCGAGGGGGAAAAUUUCGACCAGACGAGUCAAGAUCAUCAGAGGAUAGCAUAUACCAACAGCAAUGUACAGAGUAUCAAUAAUUCUAUCGUGUUCAAUACUUCUGUCGCAGAAAGGAAUCCGGGUGUUCAGUCGGUUUUUUCUCAAAAGCCAGCAGAACCAUCAAGCCAAACGGUAAAUCAAAGCCCCUCGAAACACACAAGGCUGAAAUAACACAAACACCUGAGAAGCUUAGUCCACUGUGAGACGGAGGUGCCCUUGAGGGCUCUUCAUGGAACCAAGUGACUCGGACUCAGGUAAUCCUGAUAAGCCUCGGCAUCAUGGCUGUUGCUACGGUUACGGUAUUGGGAUUUUCUACUAAGAUCUGCCAGCAGAUAUGUAAGAAAAAUAUACGGCGUGUAUAACUGUAACCAUACUUGUAUAAUACGAGAAUCAGAAGUUAAUAUGAAAUAUGUACAAAAUUGCAUUUGAAUAUCAA